Molecule: messenger RNA, 533 nt
Organism: Athene cunicularia (burrowing owl)
Lineage: Eukaryota; Metazoa; Chordata; Aves; Strigiformes; Strigidae
Gene: LYPD1
Product: LY6/PLAUR domain containing 1
Exons: 4
Coding region: 1-501 (166 amino acids)
Biological process (GO): acetylcholine receptor signaling pathway
Molecular function (GO): acetylcholine receptor inhibitor activity
Source: RefSeq, a predicted model, not a curated record
AUGCAGGGUGGGCGCCUCAGUCCGGCCGAGGAGCGGCACAGGCGGGGGCUGCACCUCCUCACCGGGGGAAUUCGCGACACGACGACUAAAAAGCAAUUUAAGCUCAAUCCAGACUCUUCCCUUGCAGGCUUGGGUUUGCAAAUACAGUGCUACCAGUGUGAGGAGUUCCAGCUAAAUAACGACUGCUCUGCUCCAGAGUUCAUCGUGAAUUGUACAGUGAAUGUUCAAGAUAUGUGUCAGAAAGAAGUAAUGGAAAAAAGUUUUGGAAUCAUGUAUCGCAAAUCCUGCGCCUCCUCGGCAGCGUGUCUGAUAGCCUCCGCUGGGUACCAGUCCUUUUGUUCUCCGGGGAAGGUGAACUCUGUUUGUAUCAGCUGCUGCAACACUCCGCUCUGCAAUGGACCCCGGCCGAAGAAGAGGGGGAAUUCUGGCGUGGUGCUGAGGGCACACAUGAUAACCACUGUCCUGCUCCCUAAAUUGGCUCUGUUGUUUUUGUAUUGCUAAACUUCAAGCAAGUUUUUUGCCCUGACACAGUU